GUUGCGCACCUGGAGCGCAGGUUUAGAACGUAGCCCUGUGGUUUUGUUUUGAUUAUAUUUUACUCUUGUAUUUCCAUUUCAAUUUUCAUGUUCAUUAGACCUUUUCCUGCACAGAAAUGGUUUUUUAAUAUCUCAUUUUCGUAUUUUGUUUCUACAAGGAGUAACAGUGUUUUGUGGUUUCUCCGUUUGUUGCUUAAAGCAAAUGAACUAGCGAAUACUACUUCAUCUUCUUAAUUUAUGAAAAUGAAUGUUAUAGAAAGUGCUGCAAUUAAUAUUUUAAAACGUGGUGUUGAGUUAGACACCAAAAAACGAUAUACAGAAGCUCUUAUUUGCUAUCAAGAAGGUCUUCAAAUCUUAGUAGAUAAAAUGAAAGCUGAACAAGAUGAUAACACAAGAAACUAUUUGCGGAAAAAGGUAGAAGAAUACAUGAACAGAGCGGAGACAAUUAAAAAGUUGGUGUUGCAACAAAAAGAAAAUGGCCAGUUUCAUGAACAGGUGCAUAUUGAAAACAAUUCAACUGGUCAUAGCUAUAAGACUUUAUUUGGUAGGUUUCUAGAUGAAGAUGUGGAGUUUAUAGUUGUGGAAGAUCCAUAUAUCCGUAGUUUUCAUCAAUGUCAAAACUUUCUUCGGCUUUGUGAAUUAGCUGUUCGUUCAUGUAAUAAUUUGAGGCAUAUACAAUUAGUCACAUCCAAAGAUAACAAAUCUGAGAGUGACCAAAGAGACUGGUUCAGCAAUCUAUCAAAUGAUUUGUAUAAAUAUAAAGUAAAACUAAUUGUACAAUAUUCAGAAACAUUACAUGACAGACAAAUUGUAUUAAGCUCUGGUUGGAUAAUAAAAAUUGGAAGAGGCCUUGACUUCUACAAAGCACCUGAAAACAAAUUUUGCUUAGGUGUCUAUGAUAUGGAUUUGAGGCCAUGCCAUGAGACAACUGUGGAUAUAGUGCACUCUAAAAAUGUGAAACAGUCAUAUGGAUGAUCUUAUUCUAUUUUAAGUGUAAAUAUUGUAAUAAUUAUAUUCAUUAAAUCAAAUUAUUUUAAGUAUAAAAUGAUUUUAUUGUGAGCUUUAUUCAAGUUUGCUUUACCUAUUAGUAUUGAGAUGUCUUGUGUUAUCAUUAUGUUGUACAAUUUAAUAUGAUUUAAUAAAAAAAUUAAGUGCAAGUCUGACCAGGCUUCAUUCAAUCUGUUGACAUAUCAGCAUAAAAACUUUUCAUUAUUACUAUUUUAAAUAGUCACUGUUUCUGAUUAUAAAUUAAGUUAUUUCAUUCAGUGUUAUACAGUGUAUACAGAAUAGUAACUUGUUAUUUUGAUAGAAGAUUUAUAGGUAUUUCCUUAACUAGUGGUAAGAAAAAAAUGUUGGACAUUAAAAGUUAACAUUUCAAGUUAUUGUAAGUUUCCAAUAUAAAUAAAAAUAUUUUUAUUUUAUUACACGAUGUUGCUGAUUUCAUUUUAAGUAUUUACUUGAUAAUUUGUAAGCAACCAAUGAAAAUGGUAGGUAUCCAGUGCACUAACUCUGACUGCUUAUUGAAAACUUGGAUUUGGGAUGCAACACAAUCAAAGCAUAUUAUCAUUGAGGUACCGAGUAUCUUAUCCAAUAUAUAAUAGUUUUCACGCACAUCACUCAUUUAAUAACACAAGUUGUAACGGUAUAGAUGCACUGAUUUUA
Molecule: messenger RNA, 1662 nt
Organism: Chilo suppressalis (striped riceborer)
Lineage: Eukaryota; Metazoa; Arthropoda; Insecta; Lepidoptera; Crambidae
Source: the annotation of a GenBank genome assembly